This is a messenger RNA of Anopheles cruzii, 2412 nucleotides long. RefSeq lists its product as uncharacterized. The record is from RefSeq and is a predicted model, not a curated record. Gene Ontology annotation, biological process: regulation of DNA-templated transcription. Gene Ontology annotation, cellular component: nucleus. Lineage: Eukaryota; Metazoa; Arthropoda; Insecta; Diptera; Culicidae. The transcript has 8 exons. Gene Ontology annotation, molecular function: cis-regulatory region sequence-specific DNA binding; DNA-binding transcription factor activity.
AUGCAUCGUGCUAGCCCACUGUACGUGGUGUCGAACUGUAGUGGGCCCUCGGUGACCGUGCCACCGCUGCUCGCUCCACUCAGCACCGUUGAGCAGCAGCAACAGCAGCAGCAGCAGCAUUAUGGUGUAGCAUCAAUCGAUUCAAUAGUCCAUCAGCCGGCUGGUCCCAGCAGCCCCAGUCCGAGUGGACGAAGCGGAACCCUGAAGCGGAAGCUCCCGGUUGCAGGCGAGGAUCCCGAUUCGGUCCCGAGCUACCCGGUGUCGGUGACGGUAGCACCCUAUCCAGCAACCAACACUGACGGCCCCGGGAUGCUGGUGGCGAAAGCGCGCAAAGAAUUGACCUUAUCGACCACGUCCAGCGGCCUCCAUAACCAGGGUGUGGAGCUGCACGAGUUUCCGGCUUUCGGGCAGGCAUUCGGGGUGUCCGGGAUCGGCCAGUUCUACGUGCUCAGUGCCAACGACAGUAACAACAACAGCGCGGCGGCUCCGCUAGAAAACGGGCACCAGCAGGAGCACCCGGAUCAAGAGGAUAACCACCAGCACCACCACCACCACCACCAUCACCAGGACCAUCUGGCGACGUACAUCUACGAUGUGCAGGAUGCCAGUGGUCCGGUCAGUGGGGCCGGAUCAGUAGAGCCUAUCGGUGAGCAGAUGAUCUCGAGCGUACCGGCCGCCAUCAUCAGCGACGUCCAGGCGCACCAGUCCAACAAGAUCGUCCUUACCGACAUCAGUUCGUCCACCUGGACCAGCACCGCCGAGUUGCUGGACCUGGACCGCAAGGGACCGACCGUACCGACCGACCUGCAUCAGCGGUACUCCAUCAUCAGCAGCGACCAACAGCAGCAGCACCACCACCAGCAUCACCAACAGCAACUACAGCAGCAGCAACCAAAUCACCACCAACACCUCCACCACCAUCUACCGCAGCUGUCGUCGCAGCAGCAGCAGUACGGGAACCGGGCCCCAUAUGGCGGCAACAAUCAGAGCCACGUCUGGACCGGCGAUGGACCGGCCCCGUCGACGCCACCAACUACAGGCGGUGGCGGUCCCGGUCUAAGACAAGCCGGCAUGGCCUCCGGCAUGAAGACUCCCGAGCAGCUCGCAGCAUCGCAAACACCCGACACCCCGGAAGACUGCAAGAACUUGUCGUGGCUGCUGAGCUUCAAGCUGGACGACAUCCCGAACCUGUCGCCACGCUCCAACCGGAAGCAGAAACCGAAACCGAGCGCCACCGCGAGCACCACGUCCGGGGCAACGGCGGCCAACUGUGACCCGGCCAACCCGACGACCGACGGAGGCGCCGGAACGGCCGCCAGCAGCGGCGUCGGUCCGAUCGGUGACACCGUGGCGCUGGCCAUCGAGGACGGUGAUCUGAACGUGGGCGAGAACGUCACGAUCGAGAGCAGCAGUGGCAAAUCGUAAGUAGUGUCGCGGGACGCCCCGAAGAAGCCACCCUUCACCUACACGGAGCUGAUCGAGUACGCCCUGGAGGAGCAGGGCGAUCUCACCGUGGCCGCCAUCUACCAGUGGAUCUCCGAUCACUUUCCGUACUACAAGUCACAUGACGACCGCUGGAAGAACUCGGUCCGCCACAACCUGUCGAUCAAUCCGCACUUCCGGAAGGGCCGCAAGUCCUCGCACGGUUCCGGCCACUUAUGGACAAUCUCGAGCCGCAACUCGGAGGACAACUUCCUGGCGUGGGAGCACAAAAAGCAACGCUUCGAAUGGUUCUUCAAGAUGGAGGCGAAUGCGCGCACCCGGGGCACAGCGGGUACGGUCGACUCGAUGACCGACGACGAGGUUGCGGCGGCGACGGCCAGCCUGGCACAGUACGCCCCGAAGUCACCGAUGGUCGCUUCCCCGGUUAGCCAGGUGCAGAACUUUACACUCGAAUGUAGCCGAAUGACGGCAGCCACUUCCGAGCAGCACACCGGUCACCAUACGUUGCCACACCAUCAGCAGUCACACCAUCACCAACAGCAGGCGCCACAGCAGCAACCGCACCAGCAACAACAUCAACAGCAACCUAUUACUGCUACGUACCAUCAGACCCAGACGCUGUACGCGGACAUCAUCAGUAACGCGCAGUUCGAGAUUACGGCGACGGCAGAAGAGAUUAAGCAGAUGGACGAGGACACACUCAAUGGUCUGCGGCGGGGCACGGAAAUCCAGAUCGUCCGGCCGACGCAAGCCAUCCAGACGUACGAGAUGCUCGAUUCGGAGUACAACAUCGCCGACUACCUGAACCCGGUCCCGAAGGAGGAGAUUGUGCAGGAGUGCGGACUGCGCUCGGUCGCGCUCGAUCCGGCCGAGCUCGGCAUCAGCAUUCCGUCGGCCACGGCGCAGGAGGACGACAUACUGUUCGAUGAGUUCAACUUGAGCUACUUUGGCAACAACAUCAUGACCUGA